CCACUCGUCCAUGCACGAGGCAACUGAACAUGAACCUGGUCAGUUGCCUCGUGACAUUUUUUUGCAGAUCGGUUGCAUUUAAAUUGUUCAGUUUGGGCUGAAGUUAGCCAUGCCUGCUCAAAAGCUGAGAUGAUUGGAAGUAUGAACAUGUUUGCUCCUCUUUGCUCACCAGUGGGACAAGCGGGGCCCAACUCCCCAUGAUUUUUGUGACUGAAGCCAUUUUGGCUGUAAUCCUGCUGCAUGUCAAAUUUAAUCUCUGAAAGUUCCAAAGAGAGCUUUGGAACGUGGAGCUCGUCUAGUCCAAUCGACAGCUUCCUGAAGCUUCAGCACCAAUUACGGCCCGGUUGGUACUUUGUUGUCUUUGUAGUGAACGCCACAGCUACAGCUCUGCUGUUUCCUGUGGAUGACCCUGAUUACCACCACUACCAGGACCAUUCUAUCUCAUUGCAAAGGAGUAGAUGGUGCUUUUGUUUGCUGAUGCUGGCAAGCCUUGGAUGUGGUUGUGCGGCAGCCUUUUUGACAAAAAGGGCUGGAGCUUCAGCUCAUGUGCGGUCGGCGAGUGGCCAUAGCAUCAGUCUCUGGUUUGAAUCCAUGUUGGCCUCGAUGAGCUUGGCCCCUUGUGGAUUCAGGUAUGGAUUCAUACCAGUUGGCAACCACCACUCAUGGCACAUGGGCUUUGCAUUGUGUAGGGGUCUUCUUUAUUUGAUUGGCUCAUUCCUGCUGGAGAGGCUCAUUGCUUCUCGAAUGGAUCUGUUAGAGCAGGUUUCGAAUCAAAACUACUGCAGUGGCUGCGUUCGCAGGCUCCUUUGGGUGCAAGCCUGGGGCGCCGGUAUGAUGUCAGUGUUCUGUUUUGGAAUGGGCAUAGUCUAUGUGGUUUGUGGCCGUAUGUGGGACAAAUUCUUGUGUGCUGCCCUGGCAAUCGCAAUGUUCACUUCACUGUGCGAGGUGGUGACAAGCUUGGUGGUGGCUGGCUCCCUGGCGAGGUCCUUCCUCCACUUGCGUCGGGUUUUGUACGAGGCGGAGCUUGAAGACGUGCCAGCAGCUGCAAAGUCCUUAAGACGAGCCCUAAGGUUUGCCGCUCUACAGGCGAUUGGCGUCUCUUUCAGCCUCGUGCUCACGAUUGUGGUAGUUCCCUUUGUUCUAGGUGAAAAUUUGGGUGUUAUUGUUGACGACGAUGCAGUAUAUGCGAUCAGCUUGCUUCAGGCUCUCGAUUUGCUUGGGCAUGCGCUCGCCGUACUGCUCCUAUCAGGCAGCCACAGGUUGCCGAAGGUACACCAGACAUCUUACCAAGCCGGUCGCCAGUUGCCCUGUUGGGCAUGCCCCAGUCAGAACAGAGCAGUACCAGAAAAGGAAACAGCCUGGAGCCCCACCUGGAAGGCAAAAAUUGAAGAGCUCUCAUUGCGGGGCAUGACUUUGCGCAGCCUUUUGCAUUUUUAUCAGGAACACCUCCCUUCCAUGCCUGACUGGACAUACACACCCAAAGAUCACAAGACAAGGGAUGUGGUCCGCAGGGUGAUCAUCCCUCUCACCAGCCAGGAGGAAUUGGCCUUUGCAGUCUCAGCCUUGAACAGGGAUGGUGCUCAAAGGGCUCAAGUCAUGGUGACCCACAACUGGGGCAACAGUUUCAAACACAUGCUGGCCGCUGUUGUCUCUGAUGCUUUGCAGGAAUGCAGUUUCAAAAUGGCCGCGCAGCUGCUGGAGGAAGACUGUGCCUUUUUGUUUGGGAUCUUGGCCAGGAGCGGUCGAUUGGACGACACAUAUUGGAUUUGCGCUUUUGCGGUGAACCAACAUACCAGCAUUUGCCACAACAAUCCUUAUGACCGGGACCCCUUGACAAAUGAGCUACAUCCAGUGUGUGCUUGCAGUUGCGUUAAUAUCUCUGAUGCGGAUGGCCAAAGCAGUUCCUCAGAGAUUAACAAGUUUGAUGACAUGAUGUACCACCACGCAACAACAGGAAUUUGCAGGCAAGUGAUUGCAGUGGACAAAUCUUUUGAAUUGUUUCGCCGUGCUUGGUGCGUGGCGGAAAUUGCAGAAGCCAAACGGUUGGACAUGACUCAGUCACUGAAGCUUCUGUCCAAGGCUACUAUUCAGACCUUAGAGGUCUUGGAUGUUCGCAGCAUGAAUGCUUCAUCCGAAAAGGACAAGGAGCUCAUACUGGGCAAGAUUCAAAACAUUGACGAGUUCAAUGCACAGCUGCAAGCGCUAAUUUUUGACCCCACAUCGGGCCUUGUUGCAUCCUGGAACACCAUGGACAGUUUGCAGCAGGUGGGAGAAGUUGGCCGGCUCAUCCGCUGGGGCCUCGCUGAUGCGGGCACCGGUAAAGUGUGGAAUGCAUGGGAUGCCGAUGAGCCUUUUUGAUCAACCAAUCCCAGAAGAUCCAUGGUUUUUUUUGAAUUCGGUGCAUUUCGGUGCCAGCCGGAAAGUAAUUAGGAGUUUGUCACACUGAGUGACACUUUUUGUGGAUUUUACAGCCAGGUUGGCAUAUCCACAUUAUGUGUAUGUGUUUCAACUUGGCAAUCGAAAUGUUAAAGAUUGCCAAAUUGUUGUAAGCGCUAUUUGGCCAACACUUGAUUAUGCAGCAGAAACAGGACAGUUCAGGAGUUGUUCUUGCCGUCAUGUGGUCCUUUUGAAAA
This is a messenger RNA of Durusdinium trenchii, 2633 nucleotides long. NCBI's taxonomy places the organism in Eukaryota, Dinophyceae, Suessiales, Symbiodiniaceae. The record is from the annotation of a GenBank genome assembly.